AGCGUUUUAGUCACAUCGAAGUAGCUAAAAUUGUUUACCAACACAGUUUCACAUUUUAAUUGCUAUCCAGUAUUGGACAUAAUGUGAUUAAAGUUAUUCAUAAAGUAAUGUAAAACAUUGAACGUUAUAUACUACCGAUAACUUUAUAUCAAUUCUUCGUUAAAUACGAGAGAUUUGAACUACAAAAUAAAUAUAACCUCAAAGUUAUAUCAUGUGUACAGAAAAGUUGAAAGAUUCAGGAAAACUAUGCAUUCCAGGCAUGCGCCUGAGUUUAUCGAACAAGGAGUUUGUGUCUGGACCAGGAACGUAUGAACUCAGAGGAUACAUUUAUGCUACCUUGUGUGGGACUCUUAAAAUGGAACAGGAUGAAAAUGAGGUAACAGUAGUAUCAGUAGAAAGUCCAAGGACACCGAGUAUUCUACCUAGGACGGGAGAUAUAGUCACUGCGAAGGUAACAGUUGUGAACCCACGAAUGGUGCAAUGUGUAAUACUAUGUGUUGGCUCAUCAGUACUAGUGCGGCCAUAUCGAGGGAUCCUGAAAAAGGAAGACAUAAAAGCAACAGAAAAAGAUAGAGUGGACCCAUACAAGUGUUAUAGACCUGGAGAUGUGAUCUUGGCAAGAGUUCUCCCUAUGACGGAAAUCCACUGGUACCACCUGUCAACAGCUGAGAAUGAACUCGGAGUAGUGAUAGCGACUGCGGAAGGUUCCCCUCAGGGUAUUAGCAUGUUACCUAUCAGCUGGUCAGAAAUGCAGUGCCCUAAAACACUGGUCAAGGAGUCCAGGAAAGUAGCAAGAGUCAUACCUGAAAAUAUUAACCAAGCUUUAUUCCCGGUCAAGAAUAAUUCAACAACAGAGUUGGAAAUAGAACAAGAUAAAUAAAUAGUUAAAUAUAAUCAUAUUUUUUUUAA
Spodoptera litura is the source of this 909-nucleotide messenger RNA. It is a transcript of the gene Csl4, whose product is annotated as exosome component 1 Csl4. Gene Ontology annotation, cellular component: cytoplasm; nuclear exosome (RNase complex). Gene Ontology annotation, biological process: RNA processing. The record is from RefSeq and is a predicted model, not a curated record. Gene Ontology annotation, molecular function: RNA binding. Lineage: Eukaryota; Metazoa; Arthropoda; Insecta; Lepidoptera; Noctuidae.